ACUGCUCGGUUACCAAGCAACUUUUUGCCACGUUGCGCGCAUGCCUACGAAUAAAUUUACGUAAAGAAACAAAGAUGGAGUACUUGUCGAGGGGAUUCAAGUCUGUUUUGGGCAAUCAGCAGGCCGGCUCUCAGCCGUCCGCUCACGAAACGGUUGAGAGAUUGUGUGACCGUGUUGCUUCCUCAACACUUCUAGAAGACAGAAGAGAUGCUGUCCGGGCUCUCAAGUCUCUUUCAAAGAAAUUUCGUUUAGAAGUUGGAACACAAUCAAUGGAUCUUCUGAUAAAUGUUUUACAAACAGACAGAAAUGAUACAGAAAUCACUGGCUUGGCUUUACAGACUCUCUGUAAUCUUCUCUCAGCAGAUCCAGUCCAAGCUGAUGAGGGCGGUAGGGACGCUGGUCAGACAGCCUCAGAUGCUGAGUUAGGAGUUCAGUUUACAGAGAUCUUUAUCAAGAAAACUGAUAAUGUGACUUUGUUGCUUGGUCUGUUAGAGGAAUAUGAAUUUCAGGUUAGAUGGCCCACAGUUAAACUUCUUACAGUGUUGCUGACAAAUAAAAGUUAUCAGCUCCAGCAGUGCAUUUUAGUGAGUCCCAUGGGUGUAUCCAGACUAAUGGACUUGCUGUCUGACAGUAGAGAAAUCAUCAGAAAUGAGGGUCUUUUAUUGUUGAUUCAACUUACCAAGUCAAAUGCAGCAAUACAGAAAAUUGUUGCCUUUGAGAAUGCAUUUGAUAGGCUUCUUGAAAUCAUCACAGAAGAAGGCUACAGUGAUGGGGGUAUUGUGGUAGAAGACUGUCUGUUACUGAUGCAAAAUCUGUUGAAAUUAAAUGUUUCAAACCAAAAUUUCUUUAGAGAAGGAAGUUAUGUUCAAAGACUUACUCCUUUUUUUGAGCUGGAACAAGUUCCUGUACCAGAAACUACUGAUAAUCAAGAUAAUUCAUGGUCCACUCAAAAAGUAUCAAAUAUCAAGCUUAUGUUACAGCUUGUCAGAGUGUUAGUGUCACCAGAUAAUCCACAGCAAGCCACAACAAACUGUCAGAAAAUAAUGAAUCAGUGUGGAUUGUUACGAUUACUUUGUAGUAUACUCAUGUCAACUGGAAUUCCUGCAGACAUUCUCACAGAGACCAUCAACACUGUAUCUGAAGUGAUAAGAGGAUUCCCGGCAAAUCAAGAAUAUUUUUCUCAAGUGAAUGCUCCAUCCAACCCUCCCAGUCCUGCAAUUGUGGUUCUUCUAAUGUCUAUGAUUAAUGACAAGCAGCCCUUCAGUCUCCGCUGUGCUGUCUUGUAUUGUUUCCAGUGUUAUCUUUACAAGAAUGAGCAAGGCCAGAAUGAGAUUGUAACAACCUUACUUCCCUCUUCAGCAUCUGCAGCUACCAACAUCUCGGCAGGACAGUUACUCUGUGCUGGUUUGUUCAGCCCAGACCCACUCUCCAACUGGUGUGCAGCAGUAGCUUUGUCUCACUGCCUGAAGGGGAACCCAACACAGAAGGAACAGCUUCUUAGAGUACAACUAGCUACUAGUGUUGGAAAUCCUCCUGUUUCAUUGUUGCAACAGUGUACGAACAUGCUUUCACAGGGAGGCGAGAUUCAGACAAGAGUUGGCUUGUUAUUGUUGCUGUGCUCGUGGUUAUCCAGUUGUUCACUGGCCGUAGCUCAUUUUCUUCACAAUUCUGCCAAUAUUCCAUAUCUGAUGGCUCAAGUUGAAGCUCACGGCGAGGAGGCUGACAGACUGGUGGGCGCGCUCUGUGCUCUCCUGUUAGGAAUUUGUUUAGACAAUAAUGACAACUCAGUGGCUACAUGUCAGAAAGACGAUCUUCGUAAUUUGAUAAUCAAGAGAAUAGGAACUGACAAUCUUCUGGACAAGAUCAGUUUUAUUUCCAAAUCAGAAUUCUUCACUGCAGCUGUGAAAUCACCUGAGAUCAAAGUUGAAUCUGAGAAACAUGUCCUUUUUGACCAUGAAUUUACCAAACUGUUCAAAAAGUUGGAAGCUGCUGUUACGAAAGCUAUCGAAGAAGAACCUUCACUACAGCAAAUGACGAACCAUGUAAACGGGAAAUCGCCUCAAGGAUUGGAAAACCAUGACUCCAUUGUGUCAUCGUACAAAGAACUUAUCAGAGAACAGGAUGAAGAAAUCGGCAAACUUAAAUCAAGAUACAGUGAUAUGGAAUCCUCUUAUAAUCAGGCUCAAGUCCAAAUUCAGCAGCAGUCUCAAGAAAUUCAACAACUUCGUGAACAACUUGUUGCUGUACAGAAUUAUCAAGCUCAGACAGGAGUGGCUGAGUCAUUCUUCACUGAAGGCGAGGAACUAACGAAUCUAAAAAAACAAGUGAGCGAUCUUGAGCAGAGCCGAGAUUCACUGCAGGAGCAGGUCAGGACUAAAGAUGAAAAGAUUGAAAAGUUGGAGAAGGAUCUUGAAGUCUGCCAGGCAUCAUUAGCAGUGGCUCACGCAGCCGCAGAACUGGCGACCUCUGAUCCGUCAGAACUGCCAUCAGUGCCAGCGAGUCUUACCAGUCAGCAGCUGGAUGAGUUAGCACAGCUGAGGCGAACUGUGACGACACUUCACGAGGAAUUGGACGUGUUGAGAUCGAUGAACACAGAGCUUCAGAAUGAAAUAGAGUCAGUGCGAGAGGAGGGAUUGAAGACGCCAACCAACAGCACAGAUGAAGUCAAAGCCGAGUUGGAAAAAGCGCGAAAAGAGAGCCACGACAAAAUCAAACUGUUAGAAGAGAAAUUAGCUGCCACAGAGAAAGAAAUGAGCAGAAUAGUACAGGAGAAAACAGCCUUGGACAAGGAACACGAAGACCUCCUGGUUAUGUUAACUGAACAAGAUGCCAAAGUUCUUAAAUACAAGAAACUGGCGAGAGAUGGCGGACAGGAAGUAAGUGAAGACGAGGAUGACGAUUACGAGGAAGAUGAUGAUGACGACGACGACGACGACGAUGAUGAUGAUGAUGAUGACGAAGACGAUGUUGAUGAUGACAAUGAAGACGAGUCUGAUAACGAAGGUGCCGGAAAUGAACAAGAAACAGAACAACAAAAUACUGAGAACACAGAACUUGAUGAAGGACAACUUACGUGAAACAGAAAAUUUCUGAUAGUUUUAUUAAUAUAACCUAAACACCAAUCCAAAGAAGCAGACACAUUUUAUUUUAAACAGUAUUGUACAUUUAUUUUAACACGAAGUUACAAUUCCAUCAGUUCCAACCCACUGUACCCCUCCCCUCCUUCUGCCCAAAAACUGAAAGAAGGGAGGGGAGGGGAGGGGAUGGGAAAGUCUAAUUGUCAUCGUUAUGCUUUAAUUCAACUUGUUUUCUGCUUUUUACCGAUUUUAUUAAAACAAUGAAAUUCGAAGACUGCUUCUGAACAUGAAAACUGCAGCUUUGAAGAUUUUACGCAUUCCACUUGUAAGAAAACAGCAUGUUUAGAGAUAAAGGUCAUCGAGUUUAAAGAAACAAAUUAAAUAAUGACAAAAGAAAAUCCAGCUUUAAAGAUACCGGUUAAAUGUCUCGUGUAAUGUCAGUAUAUUAUCCGCAGAGGUGGUAAGAAGAAUUUAAGUAAUAACUAAUAUCAAACUGAUUUGUGCGGUGAGGAGAAUUAAUUUCUUGAGCUUUGCAACUAAACCGACAAGUUUAAGAUGCCACACUCGCAAUUUAAUAGACUAAGAUAAACCACAAUCUUAAACGUUUUGAAACCUACACUGUGAUAAAAUUACCCAGCCUGGGAUUGUAUGGGACGCGUUUCAUUACUGGUUCCAGAUUUAAACAUAAAUUAAAAGUGAAGCUUAUUUGUGUAA
Molecule: messenger RNA, 3791 nt
Organism: Orbicella faveolata
Lineage: Eukaryota; Metazoa; Cnidaria; Anthozoa; Scleractinia; Merulinidae
Product: general vesicular transport factor p115-like
Biological process (GO): endoplasmic reticulum to Golgi vesicle-mediated transport; intracellular protein transport; vesicle fusion with Golgi apparatus
Cellular component (GO): Golgi stack; ER to Golgi transport vesicle membrane; endoplasmic reticulum
Source: RefSeq, a predicted model, not a curated record